Molecule: messenger RNA, 5964 nt
Organism: Strigops habroptila (Kakapo)
Lineage: Eukaryota; Metazoa; Chordata; Aves; Psittaciformes; Psittacidae
Gene: ARID3B
Product: AT-rich interaction domain 3B
Exons: 8
Coding region: 528-2222 (564 amino acids)
Biological process (GO): regulation of transcription by RNA polymerase II
Cellular component (GO): nucleus
Molecular function (GO): DNA binding
Source: RefSeq, a predicted model, not a curated record
GUAGCUAUAAUUGGUGGGCAGUAAAUCCCUGCCCAUUUUCGAGUAGAAAUAGGGUCAAGCUCAUCACCCAGCUAUCUCCUUUUAAGGCAGCAUUUUCAGAAGCACCAAACCCUCAGUGUUUAACCUAACAUUUCAAAAGUCAUUAUUUAGGAAGCGUGGAAGGAAAAAGUGCUGGGACCUUGGACAAAGACAUUUCAGAUGCUGUCUUUGGGGUGUAUGAAACUGAGGUUAUAGCAAAUGCGUUCAGCUUGCAAAUACAAUUAAACAGUCUGAAAAUUGAAUGCAAGUUUGAGCCUGAGGCUGUUAAACAUGAAGCUGAUUGUUUCACGGUCUCCUGCACAGGAAAGAGUAUUGGCUUUGCACUCUAUUUAUCCUCUUCCUGGGGAAAAGAUGAAAGCAUUUUAUAUUCAUACAGACAAAUAUUUGUCUAUCUUUCAGAUUCUGCCAAUCUCCCAAGGUCGGAGCUUGAACCCUGCGAGAUAAAGUCAAAACCACCCCCCUCUUUUCCCAGCCAUGCAAACUGCGGGAUGAAGCUGGAAGCUGUGGUCGAGCAGCUGCAGAAGCAGCAGCAGAAGCAGCAAACGCCUCUGCAGAUGGAUUCCAGGGAGAGACAGCAGAGGCAGAUGAGGGAAGCCCAGCUGCUCUACACUCAGCAGCUGGCCGUGCAGCAGGCUGUCCUAGCAGCCACAUCUGGCAGGGCUUCAGGUGGCUCCACUGUUGGGCCCUUGGCCAGAGGCCCGCCUGCAGCCGGCGCUACGCGGGCUUUUGAUCAGAGCAGCAUGAAUUCCGAGCCAGAAGAGGAGGAGGAGGAGGAUGAAGAGGAGGAAGAGGAAGAGGAGGAGGAAGAGGAAGAAGAAGGGGGUUUAGAAGGCGGCGAUCUUGAGGAUGGCGCUGAUGUGACUGGAAAAGAAACCUGCUCGGCUCUGAAAUAUUUCCAUGCUCCCAAAGUUGCCCAUCACAACCAAAGAGUGGCCUCUACCUCGAAUCCUCUUCCAGCAUCGGGGCUCCAGCGGGGACAGCAGGACAAAGAAGAACAGGGUAAAGACACUACUAAGCAGCCGUAUGCCGGUUCCCCGUCUGGACGCCAGAACUGGCGCUUGGAUGAGCAGCUCAAACAGAACGGCAGCGUGACCUGGAGCGAUGAAGGUGAUGGAUGCAGAGGAAGAGAAAUCUCCCGAGACUUUGCCAAGCUCUAUGAACUGGAUAGUGACCCUGAACGGAAAGAGUUCCUGGAUGACCUCUUCAUCUUUAUGCAGAAGAGGGGAACUCCCAUCAAUCGGAUCCCCAUCAUGGCAAAGCAGAUCCUGGAUCUCUACAUGCUCUAUAAGCUGGUGACUGAGAAAGGAGGGCUGGUGGAAAUCAUCAACAAGAAGAUCUGGCGAGAGAUCACCAAAGGCCUUAAUUUGCCCACGUCCAUCACCAGCGCCGCCUUCACGCUUCGAACCCAGUACAUGAAGUACCUCUAUGCCUACGAAUGUGAGAAGAAAUCCCUCAGUUCUCCUGCUGAGCUUCAGGCUGCAAUCGAUGGCAACCGGCGGGAAGGCAGGCGGCCCAGCUACAGCUCCUCUCUGUUCAGCUACUCACCCACCACCACGGGGCCUCCUUCCCUCCUGUCUCCCCCUAAGAUCCGCUUCCCCAUCAUCGGCGUGGCGCCGGGCAGCGGGACCAGCAACCCUCGGGUGUCUCCAGCAGCGGCUGUCAGGAAAGGGGACGGCGUGCCCUUGACUGUGUCUAUGCCAAAUCGUAUUGCUGUGCCAGUGACCUUGGCUAGCCAGCAGGCAACUGUGGCAGCAAGAACAGCCACCCUGGAGCAGCUGAGGGAGAGGCUGGAGUCGGGAGAGCCUCCGGAGAAGAAGGUGUCCCGGAUGAGCGAGGAGGAGCAGCGGCUCGUGCAGCAGGCUCUUCAGCGCAACCUCUUCAGCGUGGCGCGGCAGAUCCCCAUGAAGAUCAAAAUCAAUGGCAAGGAAGACAAAGCAGACUCGGCGGCAGCAGCGGCGCUGAACUUGGCACCUAAUGGCAUUGGGAGCAUCAACAUGUCGGUGGAGAUCAACGGCACAACUUACGCUGGGGUGCUCUUUGCCCAGAAGCCCGUCGUCCACCUCAUUGCCGGCUCCAGCACCCAAAGCUCCUGCAGCAGCAGCAGCAGCUCCCACUGCUCUCCCAGCCCUACCUCAUCGCGGGGAACCCCCGGCGCAGAGCCCUCCACCAGCUGGUCUCUCUGAUGGAAGGGCCCAACCUGCUGUCUCUCACACUGGCCUCCAGCUUCCUCCCUGCUCUCCCCAGGGAGCGAGCCAGGAAGGAGUCGCACAGAUUUACCUCAUCUCAAGGAACCUGGUUUUGGGCUUGGCCAACGGCAAGAUGAUGAUGAUGAUGCUGCUGCUGCUGAAACCUUUCCAUGCCAGCAAGUUUUUCUUCAUCGUCUGUUUGUCCAGCCUUUAUUCUUUGUUCUCCCCUUUCUCUCCUCCCUUUUGCUUUUUGUUUUCUUCCUCCUCCUCCUCCUCCCAGGGUUUGCUGUGUUCCUGUUGGGGGGUGGGACAUGGAGGGGAGGGGGGGGGCAUGCCUGGCGUUUUCCAAUCAGGGAUCAUCUCUAGGAGCUGCGGGAUGGGUGAGAGAUGGCCUAGACAUCACCAGGGCAGGUGGAAAGAGCUGGAGAUGGGGCAGGGAAACUUGGUUCUCCUCGAACCAGCAGCCACCAGGACUCUUCCCACAAAACAACUCCACGUAUUGACAAUCCUGAGACCCCAUCCUCCCAUGGCUUGUGCUGCAGAAGGCUUUUGCCUCCUCACUUUUCCUCUUCAGGCUCUGCUGUGGUCUGAUGUUCAUAUGUUGAACACGUGCUUUUGGCUUAGGAGCCUCCUUUCCCUUCUCUAAGGCCUUGGCAAGAGGGGCAGGACCUCACUUUUGACCCAUAGACACAUUAAAAACCAUUCCAUCAGCAGCUUCAUCCUCCUGGCUGGUGCUGGCCUCAUCACUCCUGUUGCCUUCAGGCUUUCAGCCAAGUUUUAAAUGCCCUUCACCUUGUCUGUGUCUCCCCUUGAGGAACUCAUCCCACUGACAUUCACCCUGAACUGCUUGUGGCUUGGUGUUUUGAUCCUCUGCCCCCUUGACACCACCUUAGCUUGAUGGAGGCUUCCCAGGGUGACUUCCUUCUCAUGAGGUGUCUUUCAAUAGCCCCUGGAAGAAGCUCUCCACAUCUGGCCACCAAGACAACAGAGGGUGAUACAUAGAUGUAAUUCAGCAGGCCUGUGGGGUGUGUGCAGGUGUCGUGGUGAACAUCACACACAUCAUCUUGUUGAAGCCCAGUCCCCUUCAAAUUGCACAUGAGCAAAAAGAAAGCAGCUCAGGUGAGUUGAGACCUUUUGCUCUGCGGGGUGGAAGCAGAGGAAAGGAAAUCAAGCCCUUCCUUGCCCUUGUUCCCCUCAAACCUCCAGCUGACAGCAGGCAGAGGCUGGCCCUGGCUCUCCUUAAUGACUCCAUGAGCUCAGGUGGUCUCAUCCUGUCCCUCUUCUUCUUUGGCCUUUCCCCAGCCUGGAGAUGGGGUCCAAGCACGGUCCUGCCCUGGUGACGUCCUUCCCAUCCUCCAGACCCGAGUCAGGUUUUGUUGAGCAGAUGAAAUACCUCAGAUAUGUACUUGUUGUUGGGGGUUUUUGUUUGUUUGUUUUGGGGUUGGUUGGUUUUUAACCUCUUCAGGAAGUAUUGGCAUAUCUUAUCGCUUGUUUUUUAUAUGUGGUUUUGCUGACGUUGUGUUUUAUUGUUUAUUUUUAACUCUUAUCACCAAAGACAAAGUUUGGCAAACAAAAAGGCUGAGCAAAGGAGCAGUGGCUUCCCCAGCCCUCAGCCAGCGGGGGACAAGGUGAGCAGCAUUGCCCCAGGACACGUGCAUGGCACAGGAGGACAGGUAGAAGAAGCAGGCAGGAGCAACCCCUUACUUAAAGGAGCUGCCCUUCAUGUUGGACACGAGGGUGUCUCCAAGCUCCAGCAUCUGUGCUUGCCAUUAGCAGAGAUGCUCAGGGCAGCUUGGAGGUGCCAGCUCUGCUUUAGCUGAUGCAUUAAGUGACACAGACACGGUUUCUGGCCCCUGGAAGCACAGCUCAGUCUUGCAGUGCUGCAGCCAACCACCACUUUAUCCCACAUAGACCUACUUGUGUCUGCACCACAAGACUAAGCCACGCUGGGGAGAAGCCCUGUGCUCCCAGGCUGUCCUGCUCCCAGAAGCUCUUUGUUUUAUACUACUGAAAAGCCACGGCUUUACAAAGCACAGAGCCAGAUACCACCCCAGGAAAGGCCCUGUCAGCGGCAGGAGGAUUGGGCUUAAAAAUAUACAUAGAUAUAAAUGAAUAAUCCUUCAAACUCUCAAAUGCCAGCUUCUCCUUUGUAAUCCCCCAGCACUCCUUGGCUGUGCUGCUGCUGCUCUGGCCUCGAGUGCUCGUGCUAAGGCUUGUGUAAGCCAUGGGCAGCACCUCCUAGUUGCAAGAGGCUCUUACAUGCUCUAGGUGGUUAGUUGAGAUACUAGGGGUUGAUUUAUCCAGCUGCCUGCCAUCCCGUGGGCUUGAGGGGAGGAGGAAGAGGAGGAUGCACGUGUCCUGAGAGAGAUGCUGCUCCCAAAUAUCCCAAUUCUCAGCUGGGCACGGGGAGGCCAAGCUGCUCGCGGGCUGUGGGGCAGUCGCUUGGCAGAUCCCACAGGCUCCCACCACGUUUCCUCCUCGGGGAGGAUUUUCCAGCCUCUGGGGCUCAUUCAGAUUGUUGGGUUUUUCCCUUUUUUAUUUGGUUUUGGUUUUUAUUUGGGGGUGGGGUUUCCUCUGAGUGGGACCGGGGCACUUUUUGCUUUUCCUUAUGCUUUCUUCUCUGGUCCUGGGGAGCAGAGGUUUAGUAAUGGGUGGUUUUGCUUAUGUAUCACAUGCUAACAUUGUGUGUUCUUGCACAGAAAGGCACUCGAAUCACUGAACUGCUCAAACAGCUUUGACACUACUAGAGUAUUAAUGUUUAUAAGCUUUACACAACUAGACUGGAACUAGACAGGGACUAACAGAUUGUUUUGUAUCCAAUUCAGGGAAAGAAGCAAGUCGGGAUGCGUAACAGAUACCUCAGUAAAAAAUAAGCUGCGACAAUAAACUGGUCCUUCCUCAGCACACGGUGAGGAGGACGGACCACUCAGACUGUGAAGAGUAACCCUUCCCCUAAGCCCGGCUUUGACACUGGCUUAACCCUUGUUUUGCUGAGCUCCAGAUCUACUGAGGUGCUGGGCUUUGGGGCCAGGGUUACGGAACCCAGCAGCAGGGAUGGGGCAGAGGAGCUAGGGAAUGCUGAGUGAGGAUGGGGGAUCCCUCCUUGCCCCAGCUCCCCUUCAUUUCACUCGCCCGUGUUCGAUUGUAGAGUUCUCAGGGUUUUGAUACUGCAGGUAGGACUGUUCCUCGGGUGAAGUGUGUGGCUGAAGGCUCUCCUCAACUCCAGACCAGCCACGGUUUUGCAGUGAGCAGCCAAAAAUCAUACACCAAAACUCAGAAAGCCCCCACCUUGCUUCCACGCAGCCUUCGAUGCUCCUGCUGCGGGGGGGGAGAGUCACCAGUUGGGUUCAAUGUCCAACACAAAAACCACAGAACCAAACCUGCUUCUCCUCCUCUGGCAGAUCCCAGUGUCAGGUUGAGCUGGGAAAGGGGGAAGAGGCGCGAGGGGGAGGCUGCUCUGCUCCCAAAGUGAAUGUGAACGCCCUCACGCCUGUGUGCGUGCUCCAUAGGGAUUCACAUCGGAACACCAGUUCUCCAAGCAGCUGCAGCAGCCUUGCUACUAGUUUUCUUACCUAUUUAAAAAGAAAAGAAGAUAACUAAAUAAAGAUGUGAUAGCCUAGGCGGUGGAUAAAUACCUCAACGUCUCCUUCCAACAAGUGUCUGUAUAUGUUGUUGUUGGGUUUUUUCUAUCUUACAGGUUAUCUGAAUGUUUAUAUUCCAAUAAACUUCUACCUCUUCA